CGGCCUGAGGGGCUCCUGUUACCACCAUGCCCAUGAAGGGCCGCUUCCCCAUCCGCCGCACACUGCAGUACCUGGGCCGGGGCGAUGUUGUAUUCAAGGACGCGGUGAAGGUCAUGACCGUGAACUACAACACGCACGGGGAGCUGGGCGAGGGCGCCAGGAAAUUCGUUUUUUUCAACAUCCCUCAGAUCCAGUACAAGAAUCCUUGGGUGCAGAUCAUGCUGUUUAAGAACAUGACGCCAUCGCCCUUCCUGCGGUUCUAUCUAGAUUCUGGGGAGCAGGUCCUAGUGGAUGUGGAGACCAAGAGUAAUAAGGAGAUCAUGGAGCACAUCAGGAGAAUCUUGGGGAAGAAUGAGAAAACUCUCAGGGAGGAGGAACUGGAGAAGCAGCAGCGCUCUCAUCCAGCCAACUUUGGCCCUCGGAAAUACUGCCUGCGGGAAUGCAUGUGCGAAGUGGAAGGGCAGGUGCCCUGCCCUGCCCUGGUGCCCUUACCCAAGGAGAUGACAGGGAAGUACAAAGCUUCUCUGACAGCUCAGGACUAAGCAAGGUCACUGGGCUGGACUGAUAAUGGAGACGGGUUACAUUGGCACCACAGAUGAUGGAGAUCUCUCUGCCAUGUAAAGGCCGGCUCACACACCUUUGUAAAGGACAUGGGGAGAGGGCCAGGGUUGCCAGCUGCUGAACAGAUGCCAAUAAAAGAUUUAGUAUAACAUGCA
Messenger RNA from Nannospalax galili (Upper Galilee mountains blind mole rat), 716 nucleotides. It is a transcript of the gene Mrps25, whose product is annotated as mitochondrial ribosomal protein S25. Gene Ontology annotation, cellular component: mitochondrion. The coding region runs from base 27 to 542 and encodes 171 amino acids. The record is from RefSeq and is a predicted model, not a curated record. The transcript has 4 exons. NCBI's taxonomy places the organism in Eukaryota, Metazoa, Chordata, Mammalia, Rodentia, Spalacidae. Gene Ontology annotation, molecular function: structural constituent of ribosome.